Pogoniulus pusillus (Red-fronted tinkerbird) is the source of this 5266-nucleotide messenger RNA. It is a transcript of the gene ZNF512B, whose product is annotated as zinc finger protein 512B. The coding region runs from base 87 to 2417 and encodes 776 amino acids. The record is from RefSeq and is a predicted model, not a curated record. Gene Ontology annotation, molecular function: zinc ion binding. The transcript is spliced from 17 exons. NCBI's taxonomy places the organism in Eukaryota, Metazoa, Chordata, Aves, Piciformes, Lybiidae.
GGCGGGUGGCACCGCCUGGCCGGCCCCGGGGUUGGGGCAACCGGCCCUGCGCGCCCCGCACCGCGGCCCGCCAGCGCCGCCGAGAGAUGGCGGAUUCCUCCUCCUAUGCCUGUAAAGGUGGAAGGAAAACUGGAGGUUCUACCAAACCCACUGCCAGCAAGGAAAGGACAGAGACCAGGAUAAAUCCACCUGCAGAACUGCCCAAGCUUGGCAAUGCAACCAGUGACAGAAGUGAAGGCAGGAAGAAAGGACGACCCAAGGCUGAGAACCAGGCACUGAAAGACAUCCCACUAACCCUGAUGAACCAGUGGAAGGAUGAAUUCAAAGCCCACUCCAGGGUAAAAUGCCCCAACUCAGGCUGCUGGCUGGAGUUCCCCAGCAUUUAUGGCUUGAAGUACCACUAUCAGCGCUGCCAGGGGGGUGCCAUCUCCGAGAAGCUGACCUACUCCUGCUUGUACUGCGAAGCUGCCUUCACCUCCAAAACCCAGCUGGAGAAGCACCGGCUCUGGAAUCACUUGGACAGGCCAGUGCCAACCAGCAAAGCAGAAAACAAAGUGCCCAAGGCCAUCGGGAAGAGCAGUGGCAAGAAAAGAGCUGCUGAGAGUUCAGCUUGCCCCACCAUCCAUCCCAAACAGGCAAAGACGGAGAGGGCCGCGGGCCAGCAGCACGCCGAGAAUGGCGAAUGCCCGGCGGAGAGCCGCGAGAGCAAGGAGUUCCAGAUCGCUGCUGCCGAGGCCAUGGCAGCUGCCACCCCCACGGCCAGGUCCUCUAGUGGCAAGGAUGCCAUGCAGCAACGGGGCAGCCAGGCCUUGCUGCAGGAGGAAGACCCCGAGAGGAUGAAGCACAGAAGGAAACAGAAAACUCCUAAGAAGUUUACCGGGGAGCAGCCUUCCAUCUCGGGCACCUUUGGACUGAAAGGUCUUGUCAAAGCAGAGGACAAGGCAAAAGCUCAUCGAGCCAAGAAGUUGGAGGGGAACACCAGCACAGAGGAGCUGAAAAAGAAGUCUCCAGGAGCCAGUGUGAAGAAGGAAACAGCUGUGCACCUGCCAGCAGCAAACCCUGAGGACCAAUGGCAGAGGGAAAUCAGUGAGAAGGGAGAAGUCUCCUGCCCAAACUGCAGUGUUAUAACCAGGAAAACUAUUGUGGGGCUCAAAAAGCACAUGGAUGUCUGCCAGAAACUGCAGGAUGCCUUGAAGUGUCAGCACUGCAAAAAGCAGUUCAAGUCCAAGGCUGGGCUGAAUUACCACACCAUGGCUGAACAUGUCAGCAAGCCUGUUCCUGUGGAAACCUCUGGACUUGGUGAGCAGGAGGAGAGGGAAAGGCUGAGGAAGGUGCUAAAGCAGAUGGGGAAACUGAAAUGCCCCAAUGAGGGCUGCGUGGCCAACUUCUCCAGCCUGAUGGGCUACCAGUACCACCAGAAGCGGUGUGGCAAGCAGCUGGCAGAGGCCGACAAGCCUGUCUUCAGCUGCCCACACUGCGGCAAGAAGUACAAGUCCAAGGCUGGGCACGACUACCACGUGCGGUCAGAACACGCGGCCCCGGUGAGCCCCCCGGACACCUCCACGGCCCAAGGAGCGGGGCCAGCCCUCCCUGGGGGGGACUGCAGAGCCGCUGAGCCCGCGGGCAAGACAGAGCCGGGCAGGGCCGAGCCGGGCAAGCCUCCAGAGGAGCCAGAGGUGAAGCCAGAGCCUGGCCCUGUGGAAGACUUCGAGAGGACCCCGAGCGGCCGCAUCCGUCGGACGUCAGCCCAGGUGGCUGUGUUCCACCUUCAGGAGAUAGCAGAGGAUGAGCUGGCCAAGGACUGGACCAAGAGGAGGAUGAAGGAUGACCUGGUGCCUGAAACGAAGCGGCUCAAUUACACCCGCCCGGGGCUGCCGAAACUCAAUCCCAGGCUGCUGGAGAACUGGAAGAAUGAAGUGAAGGAGAAGGGUCGCAUCAACUGUCCCAACAACUGCUGUGAAGCUAUUUACUCCAGCGUCUCGGGGCUGAAAGCUCACCUGGCCAACUGCAAAAAGGGGGAGCACUCGGUGGGCAAGUACCGCUGCCUCCUGUGCCAGAAGGAGUUCAGCUCCGAGAGUGGGGUCAAGUACCACAUCAUCAAGGCUCACUCAGAGAACUGGUUCCGAACCUCCUCCGAGGCCAGCCGAAAGAAAAAACCCAGGGAGCAGCUUUCUGCUAGCAGAGAGGAGAAGAAGAAAAGCACAAACGGCAAGAAGAGGGGGAGAAAACCCAAGGAGAGACCUCCAGAACCGUCCCCGAAGAGCAGGGAGAGCCUGGCAGCAAAGACUAAUCACAAGAAAACCCUCGAGCACUGGGAAGGCUCCAGAGACAGCCCCGAUGGGGGCGGGGACGAGCGUGUCCCCAAGCCCCCCCCGAGCCAGCGCAAAGGAGGAGCCACCAAGGUGCCCGAGAAGUGAGCAGCUCAGAGACUGCCUCCGAGGAUUCCUUUAGAGCCCAGGGUAACAGGGUGGUGUGCGUGGGGGGAGGGAGGGGGGUCUCUCCUGCUUUUCUGUCGUGUCCACCCCCCCCACACACUCCUAAUCCCACCUUCUCUCCCCCCCCCCCCACCCUUACCCCCUUCCACUUACUCCCUUUUUAAAAAAAAAAAAAAGAGUUAAAAAAAAAAAAGGAAAGAAAAAGAGAAAAAAAGAGACAGAAAAAGACCAAUUAACCACUUCCAACCAGUCAUGGACCUUGUUUCACACUGGAAAACAAACCAGGAGCAAGCAAAGUGGGACCUUUCUGCACCCCCCCCGCCCAUGUACAUACCCUGCUGCCACCCCUUCCCCCCUCCACACCACAUCCCCCCCCCAUCCCUGCCCUUGCUCCUGUCCCUGAGUUCCUUUCUCACUCCCUGCACCAAACUGGUGAUGCUUGAGCAGAAGAAAAGUGCAAUAGCAGCAGGGUCCCCCUUGGCUGGGGUCUCUGCAGCUGCCUAGGCUGGGGGAGAGGCUUCAGCCUCCCAGUGUGGGCAGUGCCUGCAUCCCAACUCCCAGGAGGGUGUUUCCAAAGAUGUUGGAGCUGUGCAAGCAAGGGCAGAGGGGCUGCAGGGUCUGGCAGUGGAUGUGGGGUAGGGUUGAGGGGGGGCCUGGUUAUGCUUUUCCUUUAGCCUUGGGGAUCAUGGAGUAGAAUCGUGGAAUUGUUUGGGUUGGAAGAGGCUUUAAGAUCAUCCAAGUCCAAGCACUGACCCAGCACUGCCAGGGCACCACCAAACCAUGGCCCUCAGCACCACAGCUCCAUGGCUUUGAAACCCCUCCAGGGGUGGGGAUUCCACCACUGCCCUGGGCAGCCUGGGCCAGGCCUUAACGACCCUCAAAGGGAAGAAAUGGUUCCUCAUGUCCAGCCUGAACCUCCUCUGGGUAACUUGAGGCCAUCUCCUCUCAUUCUAUCACUUGUUCCAUGGGAGAAGUAACCAACCCCAUGCUUCAGCAGGGACUGGGCCUGUGGUAUGUUGGCUUUGUGGCCAGCUCUGUGCAGGGCUUUGCCUUGGUGCCAAGAGGUACAGGCAGAGGAGCAAGGCAUGGGACUGGCAGAGCAUCAUCCUGGGAUGGUGGAGCUGGCUGUGGCUGGAGGCCAGGGAGUGCAGGAGGUGUGGGCAGCCCUGCAGUCGGUGGCAGAGGAGGUGUUGCUGUGGGAUGGGUCAGGCUGGAGGGUUCAGUGGAGUGUUGUGGGAAUAGAGCACUGUGUUGGGAGCGUGGAGCAGGGGUGGCAGUGGGAGCCCUGCCCUGGUGCUCAGAGGUGUCUUUGCAGACACAGCCAGAGGUGGGGCACUGCGGUGGCCACGGCAGCACCGCGAUGACAGCGCCGGUGCCAGGGUGAGCUGGCAGCCACUGAGCUGCCCCAGUGCUUGGGAGGGUCCAGUUGGCAGAAAGGGCAACUCAGGUUCCCCACCGUGCCCCACCCCAAAGGUGCUGGUGGCCCAGGAAGGAGGAACGAAGUUUUGGUGACCCAGCUGCAGCCGUGGGAGGGGUGUGGCAGGGCCAGGAGCAGCAGCAAGUGACAAUCAUGGGUCCUGCCUUCGGGCUGGGACCCUCCAUGGGCUGGCUCUGGGCUUCCCCAGGAUGCAUCCAAGCCCCCAGCCACCUUCCCUGGAGACAGGGAGUCCCCACUCAGCUGUUGUCCUUCACUUGUUCCCUUUCCCCUGGCUUUUCCUUUCCCAAUCCCAUCACAACACCUCGCUCCAGCCUGGAGGAGCCAUCCCUGGACUGGGAUGUGUCUGUCUCCAGGCCAGCACCAGGCUACCUCUGUCCUUGGGAAACAGACAGCGUUUCCUGGGGGGAAUGGAGCAGAAAACUUCACUCCAGUUGGGUUUCUUUCUCCUUGUGCUGAGCCAGAGAGGUGGCCUCAGGGGGAGGAGAGCUUCUGCUUUUGCUUUAACCAAUCCAAACCUCAGCCCUUGGGUUCCUCCACCGCUCUUCACCUCGGUGCAGCUUCCCUGCUCGAGUGAUCGUUAAUGUCUCUCGCUGGUGACAGGUUUGAGAGGGAGGGGACAGCACCGUCGGAAGCCGAGGUGGCUUCUUGGAGGAGCUGAUGCUCCUGCUCCAGCUGCCAGCAGCUCCUGGUGUGGUGGGCCCAUGCCUGUGGGCGAGGCACCUGCCUGGUCGUGCCAGGCUGCGAAGUUCAUUAGUGGGGAAGCUUAAUUAGUCACUGCAGCUCAUCCUGUUGGCAGCUUGGGCUUCAUCCCAUCGUUGUUUUGAUGGAGUCGUGGUACAAAUCCUGCCUCCCGAGGGAAGGGAGGGGACUUUUGGAAGCUGUAAGGGCUGCAUCUUGGGCUUUGUCACAGCAGGGACACAGGGACACUUUCCUGGGUGGGUGGCAUUUUGCUGUGCUGUGCCCACAGAGCCCUGUGCCCACUCACCAAAGCAAUGACCACUAGAAGGGCUGGCCAGGAGUGACCCCAGCACCCGAAGGAGGGUGCUCAGGGGACACGUCGUGGCUACUGGGGGAGGGGGGAUUGGGGGGGGUGGGCAGUGUUAGGGGAGUGGGCAGAGGAGGGGACCUGGCGCUGAGUUUGGCACCGAAAUCUCCACUGGAACCCCGCAUCACAUCGCCCCCCCUGGGGGAAAUCCCCUGGCACAGCUCCUUUGCCUAGCCAGGGGAGGGCACCUCUGAGUUUGGACCUUCUCAUCCCCUGCUGCCGUUUGGGAUAGCCCAGGGCUCAAUUAGCAGGCAGUUAAUUGGCUUCUCCUUGAGUACAUUCGCAGUAGCACUGCAGCCUGUGCUGGGGGUGAGCCCCAGCGUGGGAGCUGCUCGGGGUGGGGGACAC